Stylonychia lemnae is the source of this 810-nucleotide messenger RNA. Lineage: Eukaryota; Ciliophora; Spirotrichea; Sporadotrichida; Oxytrichidae. The record is from the annotation of a GenBank genome assembly.
AUGAGUGAGAGUAAUGUCUUAGAGAACACUGUGUAAAACUAGCUUAUAAAUGCUAAAAAUCAUGGAAAUUUUGACGCUGAGACUAAGAUUGGGUUUUCAGCCCUUUCAUUUUCCUAUGUCUCUCACGUUACCUACAAAGAACCAUUUUACGUGCUUUCAGAAUCUUAUAACAGCAGAAUAUUCUAAGAACUCUACUCAGAAUGGGAAAUAAAAAAACUAGCGAAACAUUAAUGUGAAGUGACUUACAAAAUAAAAAUGACAUUCACGAAUUCAAUAUACACAUCAAUUACUAACUAAUUCUUUGAAUUCCUGACUAAAAAUAUCAAUUAAAGCUUUGAGUAGAGAUGCUUUGAGGAGUAUUACAAAGGGAAAGAAAUUGAUCAUACUGAGGUAGAAGAACAAUAAAUUGAUUUAAAAGAAAAUGAGAAUAUAGUUAAGGAAAUUAUUGGUGAUCAAUCAAAGACAGAUAAAAAUGACACAGUCGUUGAAAAGGUAUAUGAAGAUUAAUGGAUAUGGGGACUUGGAUCAACUUCAAAAUUAAAUUCAAGAAAGAAAAUGCUUGUUAAGAAUUAAACAGAGUCUUUCUAGAACAACUGGCUAAAUUUAUUUCUCUAGUCGCUUCAACCUUUGAUUACCUAAGGACUCCUAAAAACAAUAGACAUGAAUAGUUUGAAAAAGACUUUGGAAUAAUCAGAGAACCUUAGAAUGGAAAUUAAAAUUAUAUUUGAUGCAUUUGGAUAGUAAGAACAGUUGAAGAGAGUCUAUGCUCAGCAUAUUCAGAGACUUUUGAUGUAAUAAGUUUAUAAUUGA